GCUCAUUCGUUACCUUAAAAGUUGGUUAAAAUGCCGAUUCAUUCACGAAAUGAACCUCACUGGUCAUGUGUGGCUAAAAGUAAACAGUGAGACUUACCAAAGUCCAACUCUAGAUUUACUGAACGACUGCAGAAAAUGUUGGUACAUCAAGGUGUUGAGCUGGAAACACCUCCCUCCGGACUUGAGAGAGAGUUUCAUACUCUGUUUAGCUCUGAUGCUCUGCAAUUUCUCUUUGAACUCAUCUCAACCUUUCAGGCAGAGGUUGACAAGGUUUUGAAUUUGCGAGUCCUCCGGAAAGUUCAGUUAAAUUUGACCGGAGAGUUGCCAGGCUUUUUGAAGGAUACAGCUCAUAUCCGAACUGAUCCCAGCUGGAGAGUGAGCCCGGUUCCAGAAAGAUUACACUGCAGACAUGUGGAUGUCGGUGACCUUUCACCCUGUAAUACACAACGUCUUAUAAUGGGACUCAAAUCUCCUGCCCAAGGUUUACAGAUUGAUUUUGAUGAUGGAAAUUGCCCAACAUACCUCAAUCAAAUAAAGGGUAUUUAUAAUGUUUAUCAGGCUGUGCACAACCAGUUUCAGGAUGUACCACCAAUUUCUCAGGCUCCAGUGCUGAUGCUCCGUCCUCGAGCAUGGAACAUGGUGGAGCACAACAUGAUGGUGAAUGGUCGAGAGGUUCCAGGUCCACUGUUUGAUUUUGGCUUGCUGAUGUUUCAUAAUGCAAAACUACUUCUUCAAAACCAGAGUGGCCCUUUUUUCUACUUGUCCAAGGUUGAGAGCUACAUGGAGGCCAGACUCUGGAGUCAGAUUUUUUUCUGGACUGAGAAGAAGCUUGGCCUGCCAGCGGGCUGCAUAAAAGCCACUGUGUUGAUCGAGUGUGUCUUGGCAUCGUUCGAAAUGGAAGAGAUUUUGUACGAGCUCAAGGAGCACUCUGCUGGUUUAAACUGUGGCAUCUGGGAUUACUCGGCUUCCUUUGUCAACAAAUUCGGUGAUCGGGCUGAUUUCCUCCUCCCUGAUCGCAGUAAAUAUGUGGACAUGGAGAAGCGUUUCCUGCACAGCUACAUGGAUCUUCUAGUGCAGACAUGUCACCGCAGAGGUGCCCUAGCAACAGGUGGCAUGGCAGCACUGCUGUUGCCUAGAGACAAAGAGAGUGACCACUACAAGACUGUACUGAGAACUGCCACCAGACUUAAAUUACUGGAGAUCAAAGCAGGAGUUGAUGGGUUUAUGGUCUACGACAUGGACCUGAUUGAGCCCAUGCAAAAACUGUUUCAGCUUCACUCUCAUGCUAAUCAACUCCUGCAGCUUCUUGAAGACAUUACUGUGACCCCUGAAGACUUGCUCAUCAUGCCUGCGGGAGGAGUAACACUGUACGGACUGAGGUAUAACAUUGCUGUAGGUGUCCUCUUCAUUGAAGCCUGGCUUUCAGGCAGAGGUCAUUUCUUCUAUCUGGGGAAGGUUGAGGAUUCAGCAACAGCAGAGAUUUCCAGAUCUCAGGUUUGGCAGUGGAUUCGGCACCAGGUGAGACUGGAGGAUGAUGGGACAGUAGUAACCCGAGCUCUUGUCAGCAGUUUGGCCCAAGGUUUGAUAGAAGAUCUGAAAGUAGCCAUACAUUGCCAAACAAGCAGGGACAAACAGAGGUUGAUGACUGCUGUAUCCAUGUUUCUAGAAAUAGUGCAGAAGAAUGAUUUCCCAGAGUUCCUUACCACAUACCUUAACCUGGACCACACUUUCCUCAGUUCUCAAAGCCAACACGAGAACCGACAGACAGAUACAGCGCCCAAAGCCAGACUCUAAAUUACUUAACCACUAACAAAAUACUACAUCCAUGAACACUUGUUGUGUUAACAUGUUAACACAUGAAGUUUUUAAUGUUUCAAAAAAAAAAAAAAAAAAAAAAAAAUACAACUUUAAAAUCAAUCAAGACAAGGAUUGUAAUUAAAAAAGGUAAAAGAAAUUAUAUUUACAUGGAUAUUUACAGGGUAUUAAUUGUUGAUAAAAUUCUUAUUCGUAAAUUUUUAUUCAGGUAAUGACAAACAACUGCAAAAAUCUGAAUAUUAAGCAUUGAUUAUGUUGAGAACCACUACUAUUGCUACUAUUUUAAAGUAAUCUUAUUGGCAAAUAACCUACAAAAGUAAAGUCCAAAGGAGUAAAAUUAAAAUAUUUAUAUAGGUACAAAUUCUAGCUCUUUUUACCAGAAAAGGGUUGGUUUAAUUUUAGCAAAACCUCUACAAUUCUUCUGUUCUGUACUUACAUCAUACAGUGUAACCCAAUAUGGAAAUUAAAAAAACAAGAGAAAUACAUCAGAGUCAUGUUAUUUUGUUUUAUUUGUAACUGUGUGAGUGUCAAACGACAGGACAUUUUCUCAGAAUCCAGACAGUGGUAUGCAUGUUCGAUGGAGUCUUGUAAUAUGGGGAAAAAUGCAGAAAGCAGAAAGUUUGAAACCAACAUUAUAACCCAAACAAUGAGUAGGAGAAAAAAAAAAAAAAAAAAGAUGCCAAACAAACCCAACAGAAACAGUCACAGUAAAAGUCCUACAGGUCCAACAGAUGCCACUGCCGCCUCUAAGACAUUAACUGGAAAAACCAAAAAGGCAGCAGAGGAUGAAAGAGGAAAAAUUAAAAAUAAAAUACAGAGAUGCACGUCUGCCUCUCCUCGGCACUCCAGGUGACCUUUCAAUAGACUCUGUUAUCAAUUUAUUGGCUGAACAUCAGCGUCUCCUCCCAGCAGACGUGGUGGGUUUUCGCUGCUGGCUCCCCCUGGUGGCUGAUCCUGGAACAGUUUCUGCCCAGCCACAUUAAUUCACUGCCACACACUCCCCACACCCCCAACCCCCCCCUUCCCAGGUACCCUCGCCACAGGUGCCGUCAUCUGCAUCUAAAGGUCCGCCCCACAGGUUUGGCACACGACCACGCAAGUCAAACAGGGACCAAAAGUAUUGCUCCUCCUGAUAUUAUUCGGUUCUCUUUAAUAUUAUCUUAUAUAAAUUACUCUUAAAAACAUGUGAAGCAAGAUGCGUGUGUCUGAUAAACAGGAAUUAGGCCCAAUGAGUUCACUGUGACCGUCUUGAUCAAUCUUUCUCUUUAAUACCAUUUAUUCUUUUCUAGCAUAAGAGACGCCAUUGGCCAUUAAAAAAAAAAAAAAAAAAAAAAAAA
Messenger RNA from Puntigrus tetrazona (Sumatra barb), 3152 nucleotides. It is a transcript of the gene ugl, whose product is annotated as malate synthase-like. Gene Ontology annotation, cellular component: cytoplasm. NCBI's taxonomy places the organism in Eukaryota, Metazoa, Chordata, Actinopteri, Cypriniformes, Cyprinidae. Gene Ontology annotation, biological process: glyoxylate cycle. Gene Ontology annotation, molecular function: malate synthase activity. The record is from RefSeq and is a predicted model, not a curated record.